This is a messenger RNA of Oryctolagus cuniculus (rabbit), 6329 nucleotides long. RefSeq names its product zinc finger protein 641 (gene ZNF641). Gene Ontology annotation, molecular function: RNA polymerase II cis-regulatory region sequence-specific DNA binding; DNA-binding transcription activator activity, RNA polymerase II-specific. The record is from RefSeq and is a predicted model, not a curated record. Gene Ontology annotation, cellular component: nucleus. NCBI's taxonomy places the organism in Eukaryota, Metazoa, Chordata, Mammalia, Lagomorpha, Leporidae. Gene Ontology annotation, biological process: regulation of transcription by RNA polymerase II.
UCUUCCUGUGCUCUGAAUUCAGGUUUCCACCCACCUCUUAUAUCAGGCAAGAAAAAAAGCAAUCUGUCAUCUGUCUUUACCUACCCUGGCCUUCUGUGUUCUUGCAAACAUUAUGGGAUGAAUGUGAGUGAGCCAAGAUAAUGACCAAGGUGCUGCCUUGUUUUUGGAAGGCUUUCACUAACUCUGACUGCUUGGGUAUUGAAUAACAAUCACAAAAAUAUGUUGCCAAGCAAAAAGUAAUAGUGUACAGUCUCAUAAUGGACUUUUUCUAGCAUACCGAAGCGAGGCCCCUAUCGUAACACAAGCAGGACUUGCCCUGCUCUUAAGGUGUCCAAAGAAAACAGCCUAUCGCCUGAUCUUGUGCACUGAAGGUUGGGGAGAAAUUUUUAAUUGACUUAAAUCUCUUCUCUUGCGAUCAAAACCCUUUUCUUCCAUGUGUUCUACAUGAAGAUAUAAAACAUUUCUCUAUUCUUUGGUAAUAUCACACAUCAUCCCUCUCUAAACAGAAGCUGUGUUCACCAUUUUUGACAUUUUCAUUGGCUGUCUUCCCCAUCCCUUUCUUGGUCUUCAUUUCUUCUGAUGAACACACACUGGCUUCUUCACACACGUAUUUAGAACUUUAUACAUUUUUCUAAUGAGAUAUGACUGGUCCCUGCCGCACACACAGGUUCUUCAUCCAUGCGUCCAAAUCAAAGGGCUUUUGGCUUGCCCCAGCAUCAUGUGUGCAGCAUAGCUUCCCCGUUUUCUACCUACAGUUCUUCCCCGCCCCCACCCCCACCCCCGGAUAAAACAUCAGCGCCUCACUGACCAACAGUGUCUCUUACCUCUUAGGGUUGCUUUGGAGUCUUACACCUGUUUUCCAAGGUACUGGUGUUUCAUCAUAUUUAUUACCAGGUUUCAUCUUAUACUUGAGAGUGACAGAUCAUAAGUCUCUUUCUUGAAGCUUGUCCUAAGUGAGACACCAUUUAGUUCAGCCUCCGAAGAACUCUGUACUCACGACAUAAAUACAGCCCCUGGCUGCGGUUGUCAUCUCCUUCUGCACUCAUGAGUAAGGACAUGACUACGUCGAUCUCUUUGGGUGCAGUUCUGUGUGCAUCCCUUCCUACAUGUUUCCAGUUGCUCAUUUUCCUGUACUUUCAGUGGUUGAGAUCAAAGCUUUUAAAUUUCCAGGAUUGCUAAUUUUUUAAAAUGAAGAUCCCCCAGUCAUCAGGGAUAUUCUGUUUCUAGUAGAAGAUCCCCCCAAAUAACAGUUAAUGACUUUGCUAUAUAGCACCUACCAAUUCAUUUAUUUCUCCAAGAAUCUGUGCUCACACUCAGUUGCUGGAAUACAUCAAACUUUUAAAGUUCAUCUUACAUAAGCUCCUCCUCUCCAGUUUCAUCUUUUAUACCUGGGACCGUUCACCAUAAUUCCCUUGGAAUAUCACUCCUUUCCAUUUUUAUGGGCAUGGCUAAUAUGAAUGUGUUGCAGGUCACAAUCUGGGUUUGCAGCAAAAAUGCUUUCAGAACAGACAGCAGCACUGGGGACACGAUGGGAGUCGAUGAAUGCACAGCUGGAUGGAGCACAGUCCCAUGUGGAAAGGAGAAGCCAGGAAGAGGGGUCGUGGAGAACCUCACCGGGGCCUCUGGAACACCUGUGCUGUGAUCUUGAAGAGGAGCCACAGUCCCUUCAAGAGAAGGCUCAGUCCGCUCCCUGGGUCCCUGCAAUUCCCCAGGAGGGGAGCGCCGGAGACUGGGAGAUGGCAGCUGCACUUCUUGCAGCCGGAUCACAGGGACUGGUAACCAUCAAGGAUGUGUCAUUGUGCUUCUCUCAGGAGGAGUGGCGGAGCCUGGACCCCUCUCAGACAGACUUUUAUGGAGAAUAUGUCAUGCAGGAAAACUGUGGGAUAGUGGUCUCUCUGAGAUUUCCAAUUCCCAAACUGGACAUGCUGUCUCAAGUAGAAGGAGGGGAAGAGCAAUGGGUCCCUGACCCCCAGGACUUAGAGGAGAGGGACAUUCUGAGGGUCACAUAUACAGGAGAUGGAAGUGAACAUGAAGGGGAUACCCCUGAACUAGAAGCAGACCCUCCCAGAAUGUUUUCCAGUGUGUCCGAAGAUACGGUGCUCUGGAACCCAGAGCAGGAUGACAGCUGGGAUUCCAUGCCUAGGAGCUCCAGAGGAACACUCCUGGGUCCACAUUUCCUUCAGGAAGAUAGCUUCUCAAAUCUUCUGUGUAGCACAGAAAUGGAUUCCCUGUUAAGACCCCACACAUGCCCCCAGUGUGGGAAACAGUUUGUGUGGAGCUCCCACCUUGCCAGGCAUCAGCAGACACACACUGGGGAAAGGCCCUACAGCUGUCUCAAGUGUGAGAAGAGCUUUGGGAGAAGACAUCAUCUCAUAAGGCACCAGAAAACCCACCUGCAUGACAAGCCCAGCAGGUGCUCUGAGUGUGGCAAGAAUUUCCGAUGCAACUCCCAUCUGGCCAGUCACCAGAGAGUACAUGCAGAAGGCAAAUCUUGUAAGGACCAAGGAGGUGAUGACAGCCCUGGGGCUAUGAAACGGCAGCGUGCCCUACCGGUGCCAAAAUGCCACGUGUGCACAGAAUGUGGGAAGAGCUUUGGCCGAAGGCACCACCUAGUAAGACACUGGCUCACCCAUACCGGGGAGAAGCCCUUCCAGUGUCCUCGCUGUGAGAAGAGCUUUGGCCGCAAACAUCACCUGGACAGACAUCUACUGACCCACCAGGGACAAAAUCCCAGGAGCAGCUGGGACAGGGGGACAUCUGUCUUUUGAAAUCUGUUUCUCUUGCGGUUAUAAUCAAAUCUAUUAGCCGGUGCUACCAGGAGUCACUGCCAGGACUGUCCCACCUGCACCCCAGCAACCAGAAACAUGAGCUCUGACCCUAUCCACAGAAAGAUGAGGUUUCAGUGUUGGCCAGAGUAUUUUUCACCAGUUCUGUGAAAUAACACAUAAAGUGUUCUUCUAGCAAAACACUUGGGAAACAAUGCAUACUGCAUGGUUGGUUUUCUGUCUAAGCCCAUUUUCAAGGACACAGGGAUAUCACCAGUUUAUGGCUGAUCGGUUGGUGUCUAUGCCAUAACAGUUGUUAAAUAUUUUGACUUUCAGCCUCAUAUACUAAUUACAUUCUGUAUAUAUAGAGAGGGAAAAAAUGUUUUAACAUAUCAAAGCCUCUGAGAACUUCUGCAGUACAGCAAGCUUCUGUUAAGCUUCUGUUAAUGCAGUGUUCCCUAAAUUUAUUUGACUUCAGUAUUCUACUUCACCUUCCACAGAACUGGUAAAUCCAUGAAACACUCUAGUGAGCACUGGGUUAAAAAGUAACAAGGAAACAGGAAAGAGAUGGUGAUAAAGUACCCAAAGCCCCUUUUUUAACCAUGUGAAAGCCCAGGGGCCAGAACUUCCUGCUGUUUGGGUCCAUCACUCAACCCAUCAUCCAUACGUACAUCUAUACCUCUCACUCCCACCUGCCAAAAAUAAAAUAACCUUUGCACUCAUUUAUUCCUACACCCUUCAGCUUGUGUGCACAUGUGCAUCACACAUGCACACACUCAUGGCUGAGAGAUUAAGCUACAAUGCUAUGAGAUGGACCUUACACCCCUAAGGAAUCUCAGGCCCACACAGAAGAAAAAAUUUUAUCCCCAUGAACAGACCCCUCUCCUCUUGACUGUGUCUUAAUGUGUCUAUGUAUAUGUGUGUGCAGAGUCUCUGGAGACAGCAUGCUACGUAAAAACUGUACAGCAUGCUACGUAAAAACUGUACAAGCUAGUUUUUUUCUGGGGAUGAGGGUAGUGGGGAUUGUAUGGGUGUUUUUUGUUUGUUUUGUGUAUUAAUGGGAAGUCCUGGUGGUUUUGUGUAAAUAUUAAGGAGCCCUGGUGUAAAGCACUAAAUGAUGGGUUAAGUUGUGGGAGCUGAGUAUGAAGCUUUCCCCAGCAUCACUGUGAUCAAGACAAUUGUGGAUGGAUAUAUCUAGGUCUGACUCACUGGGCCACAGAUUGUUUUCACCUGGCAGGAGAGAAUGGCGUCUUCUGUGAGUCUUCUUGAUUGAUUCCAGGCAAGGUACAUACAGAAGCCUUGUGCUGAGUGAGGAUUUUGUCUUAAGUGCUGGGAAAUUAGGACAGAAUCACGGUGUUUCCAGUUGUUGUCAUUGCUCUUAUUUGACUCUGAUUGCGUCAUCAAGGGGGAAGAGUAAUUCUCGAGGAACUCAUUCUCCCAGAAAGAGAACUGUCGGGUAAAAGGCUGUGGCUUAGCUCUUCAGCUAACAUAUGGUAAUGAGCUUUCUGGUAGGUUUUCCUCCCAGUUUGGGAAGGUAUCCACACUGAAGACUCUUUAACCUGAGGUGUACAGACUAGGACUCAUAAGUAUUUUAACAUCUUGUAGUCAAUGGGUUGCUCAUUGUUUUUCUUUAUUGAUUAUUAUGUUAGUAAAAAUCUGUUUUAGAUGUAUUUACUUAUUUGGAAAGUAGAUGGGGGAGAGAGAGAGAGAGAGAAAGAGAGAGAGAGAGAUUGCUUGAGAGAUCUUCUACCCAUUGUUCACUCCCCAAAUGGCUACAACAGCUGGGGCUGGGCCAGGCCAAAGCCAGGAGGAAAGAGCUUCUUCCAGGUCUCCCACAUGGGUGCAAAGGGCCCAAGCACUUAGGCCAUCUUCUGCUGCUUUCCCAGGCACAUUAGCAUGGAACUGGAUCAGAAGUGGAUUAGGCCAGCGCCGCGGCUCAAUAGGCUAAUCCUCUGCCUUGUGGCGCCGGCACACCGGGUUCUAGUCCCGGUCCGGGCGCCGGAUUCUGUCCUGGUUGCUCCUCUUCCAGUCCAGCUCUCUGCUGUGGCCAGGGAGUGCAGUGGAGGAUGGCCCAAGUGCUUGGGCCCUGCACCCCAUGGGAGACCAGGAGAAGCACCUGGCUCCUGCCAUCGGAUCAGCGCGGUGCGCCAGCCGCAACGCGCCGGCCGAAGCGGCCAUUGGAGGGUGAACCAAUGGAAGGAAGACCUUUCUCCCUGUCUCUCUCUCUCACUGUCCACUCUGCCUGUCAAAAUAAAAAAAAAGGUGGAUUAGUCAGACUUGAACUGGCACCCAAAUAGGAUGCCAGCACAACAGGCAGCAGCUUGACCUGCUGUGCCCCUACGCCAACCCCAAUACCAACCUGAUAAUUUAAAAUUAUCUUAUGUGUAAAAGCAGAUUGGCGUUAUGGAGGAAGAGAAGCAAAGAGGAUGGAGGUGGGAUUUUUUUUCCUUAAUGCUUAUUCUGAUUUUUCUCUAAGACUUACUUCUCAACCGAAAUUUCCCACUUACGGAAUGAACCAGAGAGGCAAGAGGAAUUGAGCUGCAACAAUCUAAUUUAGCUGUUAUUCAAUUUUCUUAGGAAAAAGUGGAAAAUAACAGCAGCUCAGAGUUCUGGACCCACAUGGAAUUGAAAAUAGGGUCAUUUUGCUGCCUGGGCUUCUAAAGUAUAUAUGACUUGAGCAGCCCUUCCCCUACCUGCCUUCUGCUACUCAGAGCAGCCUUCCCUCUUUGCGUGGAAUGCACAUAUCUUGCUUAUAUUCCUAUGAAUAAAGGAAAGUGGCCUACUCUUUAUAAGGGAGGCCUUAUCCUAGGUACUCAGAGACAAAGCAUCUCAGGGUUUGUAAAAGGAGAUGCCCUAGGCAAUAGGAAAGCAUGGGCUCUCAGUGGUGAAAUUGGACUAUGCCAUUUCUUUUGCCCUCUCACUUCAGUACAAAUCAGCUCCAUGUAAGCAACGGUUCAGAACCUGUUUUGGAUCACAGAUACAUCUGCUAGAAACCAAAAACCCACAUUUGAGAAAAACAGACACUUGCAAUUCAGUUUUGCACCCAUAUGUUAGCAGGUUCAGAGCCCACCCACAGAAUCACUAAAAUGGGGUCAAAGAAAGGGACUUAUCCUGACCCACUAUAUUUGUGUCAAGAAUUACAAGGCAAGGAUCACUAAAUAUCUUAAGAACUAAAAUACCAGGGGCAUAAAGGUAUGAGAAUAGGGUCUGGUCUUUAAUGACUGGAAGGAUAUUUUACUCUACAUUUUAAAAAAUUAACUGACAUGGUGACAAAUCAAGCUCCUCACAAACCUUGUUUUAAGGACUUGUAGGAAGUGAUUUUCCUUACUAUCAGAUUGCAACUCUGAAUGACUGCAUGUUAACUGCCAGUCUUUUAUUUGUACUAGUAAUUAUAAGGACAUAAAGCCCCCAAAAUAUCAAUGCAGUUAUGGCACCCACCUGGGAAGCAUCCUGAGAGAGUUUCUGCAGAAGGAGCAACACUUUGGGUCAUUUCUGGUGUACUUCUGUCUACCUCGGUCCAAUACCACCUCCCUUGGACAACAAAUAAACAAGCAACAGCCAUCA